Pyrus x bretschneideri (Chinese white pear) is the source of this 763-nucleotide messenger RNA. RefSeq lists its product as uncharacterized. The transcript has a single exon. Gene Ontology annotation, molecular function: ubiquitin binding; proteasome binding; polyubiquitin modification-dependent protein binding. Gene Ontology annotation, cellular component: cytosol; nucleoplasm. The record is from RefSeq and is a predicted model, not a curated record. NCBI's taxonomy places the organism in Eukaryota, Viridiplantae, Streptophyta, Magnoliopsida, Rosales, Rosaceae. Bases 1 to 741 code for a protein of 246 amino acids. Gene Ontology annotation, biological process: proteasome-mediated ubiquitin-dependent protein catabolic process.
AUGAGGGUAAUAAUUGAUGUAUGGGGGCAUGAAUUUACCCUGGAAGUAGGUCUCAAAGAAUCAGUUGUUGAAAUCAAAAGGAAGAUGGAACAGCUCUUGGGCAUCCCAAUGGCUUCACAAACCCUAGCAGUAUGUGGAUGGGAGUUGGUAGAUGGACUAGACAUGGAAGAUUAUCCAAUUGUCACACCAGGUACAAAAAUCGACCUCACCGUCAAAUCCAUGGAACCGACUACCAUUCCGGUUAUCAUAAAAAUUUCAGGGAAGCAGCACCAGAUGCAAGUGAGUAGAACAGAAACUGUGUACGGCCUUAAAGAGAAAAUCCACAUUAUUGAUGGCACACCCAUCAAAAGAAUCUCUCUCUUUUUCUGUGGAAUUGAGUUGGAAAACGAUUUUUGCAACUUGAGUGAGUACGGUGUUAAUGAAUUUUCCGAGAUACUUUUGUUGCUCAAGACCAUGAAUCGAAUAAAGAGUGACCCUCCGUCGAGGAGGUUGAGUCUUGUGGUUCAAACAUCCUCGAGUUUGCUCAAUGCGACCAGCAUUCCGGUGAGAAUCAAGGACUCGAACACAGUUAAUGAGCUGAGGCAACUGCUUCUGAGCAGAAAACUUCUUCCGAUUGACGAUUAUUUGUUCAUUCAUAGGCAGAUGACUAUGCGAGAAAACUGCAGCCUCAGGUCGCAUGGUGUGGAAGAUGGAGAUCCCAUAUACGUAUUCAAGGGGACAGUCCAUCGCAGCGGAUAUUAAUAUGCAAGACAAUAGUAGUUCC